AUGGUUUUUAUAAUAUUUGGCUGGUCAUACACUGCAUCCCAAAGAAGAAAGAUGUUAAUGAUGAAGAAGAAGUUUUUCCAAGAAAAUGGUGGAUUAGUUCUAUUGCAACGACUCAAAGUAGGGGAAGAGGGAUCAAGUAAUACCAAUACAGUAAACAUUUUCACAGCGGAAGAGCUACAAAGGGCAACUAAUGACUUUGACAAAGAUAGAGUUGUUGGUCAAGGAGGUUAUGGAACUGUGUACAAAGGAUAUCUCAAAGAUAAUUGCAUCGUUGCCAUUAAAAAAUCUAAGGUAAUUGAUCGCAAUCAAAUUGAACAAUUCAUAAAUGAAGUCCUUGUCCUUUCACAAAUCAACCAUAGAAAUGUGGUUAAGCUCUUAGGUUGCUGCCUUGAGACGGAAGUUCCACUACUGGUAUAUGAAUUUAUCAGCAAUGGAACACUUUCUGAACACUUACAUGACAAAUUAAAGGCGUCCUCUCUUUCUUUGGAUAUUCGUCUUAGAGUUGCUGCAGAAACUGCUGGAGUACUUUCCUACUUACACUCAGCAGCUUACCCUCCUAUCAUUCAUAGAGAUAUUAAGUCAGUCAACAUUCUUUUAGACAAAAGCUACACAGCCAAAGUAUCUGAUUUUGGAGCAUCCAGGUUGGUUCCUGCUGAUCAAACAGAGCUAUCUACAUUGGUUCAAGGAACUCUAGGAUAUUUAGAUCCUGAAUACUUGCAAACAAGUCAACUCACCGAAAAAAGUGAUGUAUACAGUUUCGGAGUAGUGCUUGUAGAGCUCCUAACCGGUAGAAAGGCUCUAUGUUUUCAAAGACCAGAAGAAGAGAGAAGUUUAGCUCAAUAUUUCAUAUCUUCAGUGGAAAAGGGUCAUUUGUUCGAUAUUCUAGACGAUAAUAUAGUCUGUGAUGAGGGAAAUGCAGGGCAAUUGAAAAAUGUUGCUGUGAUUGCACAAAGGUGCUUAAAUGUUAAAGGGGAUGAUCGACCUACAAUGAAGGAAGUUGCAGCAGAAUUGGAAGGAAUUAGGUCAAUUUACCAUUGUCCAAAGCCACAAUCAUCAUUAUUCAAUCCUUGA
Solanum stenotomum is the source of this 1071-nucleotide messenger RNA. RefSeq names its product wall-associated receptor kinase 5-like. Gene Ontology annotation, molecular function: ATP binding; protein serine/threonine kinase activity. The record is from RefSeq and is a predicted model, not a curated record. Lineage: Eukaryota; Viridiplantae; Streptophyta; Magnoliopsida; Solanales; Solanaceae. Gene Ontology annotation, cellular component: plasma membrane. Bases 1 to 1071 code for a protein of 356 amino acids. The transcript has 2 exons. Gene Ontology annotation, biological process: protein phosphorylation; cell surface receptor signaling pathway.